Molecule: messenger RNA, 2905 nt
Organism: Pantherophis guttatus
Lineage: Eukaryota; Metazoa; Chordata; Lepidosauria; Squamata; Colubridae
Gene: SLC2A13
Product: solute carrier family 2 member 13
Biological process (GO): transmembrane transport; myo-inositol transport
Cellular component (GO): apical plasma membrane
Molecular function (GO): myo-inositol:proton symporter activity
Source: RefSeq, a predicted model, not a curated record
UCCACCCCGCCGGGCGUGAGAGGGCGGCGCCCUCGGAGGUGAGCGGACGGGGUGGGUUUGCUCUUGCUCCGCGCCUCUCCAAUCCCGAGCGUGGAGCCGGAGCAUGAGAGGGAGCUCCGGAGCCUUGCAAACAAGCGAGGGGAAAAACCAGCCCGGCCGGUGGGCAGCGACGGCCCGAUGUCCCGCAAGGCCAACGUGGAAUACACGCUGCGGAGCUUGAGCAACCUGAUGGGGGAGAAGCGGCGCCGGGGGCAGCCUCCGCCUGCUGCUGCUCCUCCGCCGCCUUGCAGGCGGGAGGGCUCGGCCGGUUUGGGCGAACGGAGCUUGAUCGCGGCCGCCGAGUCUUGCUCCAGCCUGAACAGCCAGGCUUCUUCUUCGGGAGGCGGCGGAGGCUGCUCGGAUCUGGAGCGGGCGGCCCGCCGGCAGUUCCAGCAAGACGAGCCGGUGACUUUCGUCUACGUGGUGGCGGCUUUCUCGGCUCUGGGCGGCUUCCUCUUCGGCUACGACACCGGCGUGGUGUCCGGGGCUCUGUUGCUGCUGAAGAAGGAGCUGCGCUUGGACGCCGCCUGGCAGGAGCUGCUGGUCUCCGGCACGGUGGGCGCCGCCGCCUUGGCCGCUCUCCUGGGCGGCGUCCUGAACGGCUGGUGGGGCCGCCGCGCCUGCAUCCUCCUGGCCAGCCUGGUCUUCACCGCCGGAGCCGUCCUGCUGGCCGCCGCCCCCGAUAAGGAGACGCUGCUCGGGGGCCGCUUGGUGGUCGGGCUGGGCAUAGGCAUUGCUUCGAUGACGGUCCCUGUCUACAUAGCAGAAGUGGCCCCACCUCACCUGAGAGGCCGUUUAGUGACUAUAAAUACACUUUUCAUCACAGGUGGGCAGUUCUUUGCCAGUGUUAUAGAUGGCGCCUUCAGCUACCUUCCCAAGGGCGGAUGGAGGUAUAUGCUGGGUCUCUCAGCAAUUCCAGCUGUCAUACAAUUCGUCGGUUUCCUUUUUCUUCCCGAAAGCCCCCGCUGGCUUAUUCAGAAAGGACAGACUCAAAAAGCACGGCGAAUCCUCUCACGGAUGCGGGGCAAUCAAACGAUAGACGACGAAUACGACAGCAUCAAGAAUAACAUUGACGAGGAAGAAAAGGAAGUUGGGUCAGCUGGACCGGUGAUCUACCGAAUGCUGACCUAUCCUCCGACUCGAAGGCAGCUGAUUGUGGGCUGUAGCUUACAGAUGUUCCAACAGCUGGCAGGUAUUAACACAGUCAUGUACUACAGCGCAACUAUCAUGCAGAUGUCGGGUGUCCGAGAUGACCGCCUGGCUAUCUGGCUUGCAGCUCUGACGGCCUUCACUAAUUUCAUUUUCACGCUUGUGGGAGUCUGGCUUGUAGAAAAAGUCGGCCGGCGCAAACUUACCCUGGGGAGUUUAGCAGGCACUACUGUGGCCCUGGUUGUUUUAGCUUUGGGUUUUUUGCUGUCGGCUCAAGCUUCCCCACAAGUCACUCUUAACCCCGAAAGCCAGUCGGCUCAAAACUCCACCUGCACAAAAUACAGCAAUUGUAACGGCUGCAUGCUGGAUCCAAUGUGUGGGUUUUGCUACAAACUGAACAAGUCAAGUGUCAUCGAAUCGUCUUGCGCUCCGGUUAGCAAGAAAUCGACAAUGGAAGCUGCUUGGGGCAGAUGCUCCAAUGAAACCAAACUCAAAACCGAAGAUCUCUUUUGGGCUUAUAACUUCUGUCCAACGCCCUAUUCAUGGACCGCGCUGCUGGGACUCAUAUUGUACCUGGUUUUCUUCGCACCAGGAAUGGGGCCAAUGCCGUGGACCAUCAAUUCUGAAAUUUAUCCCCUUUGGGCGAGAAGUACAGGAAAUGCGUGUUCCUCUGGCGUCAACUGGAUUUUCAACGUUCUGGUAUCACUUACUUUCCUGCACACAGCUGAAUAUCUGACUUAUUAUGGAGCAUUCUUCCUUUAUGCCGGAUUUGCGUUCGUGGGACUCCUUUUUCUGUACGGCUGCCUUCCAGAGACCAAAGGCAAAAAACUGGAGGAAAUUGAAUGCUUGUUUGAGACUUCGCUAUGUACAUGUGGCAUUCCCGAAUCGGAGGACGGGAGGUAUAUCGAGUACAUCCGGGUGAAGGGAAGUAAUUACCAUCUCUCCGACAACGACGCCUCUGACGUGGAAUAAAUCUCAGCCGCCGAUCGGUUAGAUCUUUCGAAAGCCUUGGUUGAGGGAUGCUGAAGGAGCUGCGCUGAAUGACCUCACUGGCCUGUUUCUGGUCUGCUUCCUACUGCCUCUGUGGAAACGGUUCCCUAUUUUUAAACCAUGCCCUUCGGGGGAGGGGGGGAAAUAGAAAUAAAAAUCCCACAUCCUCUUACCCGCUAGCCAAGAGGCGAUCGCCGAGAAGAAUUGGCAAGAAGGAAAGAGCUUGCAGAGUGGAAGUGACUCUCUUGAGGUCUUUAAGAGUUCCAUUCUGGACGCUUGCUGAACUUCAGAAUGAGAGUCGAGGGAUGAGGUGGCGUCUUAGUUGACCGGCUCGAAAAAUUAAAAUGCUUAAAAAAGAACAACGAAGUCAGAAACCAGGCGAUUCGUAAAAGCAGUUAACCUGGAACCCCGAGACUUGGGAACAAACGUAACCCCGCCUCUUAGGAGUAAAACAGAAGGAAGGAAAGAAUCAUGUCUAUUUGGGGGUGGGGGAAUUGUAAACUGAUUGUAACGUUAAUACUCCACUGAUGUUGUGUGCAAUGAGAGAAAACAGCUUCUUCUGGUGCUUACUUUCCGUGGAUGCGAUUAUCUUUAGAAAUCUUUCUUUCCCACCGACGGUCCUUUGCACAAGGAAAGCUGAGAUCUUAGAAUUACAACAUUUUAAAUGAUUUGUGGCCUGUGGGCUCUGGGGUUCUACCAGGCCUGUGGAGAAGAUUUUGCUUCAUUU